GAUUCGCCCAAGGGCGCGGGGUAGGAUCGAGUGGUGAGCACAACAUGUCUUAUCAGCCGGGCCGGAUGGCGAUCUGGUGUUUGUGUUUCACCACAGCGAUCAGAUGGCUACAAGGGCAAUGGAUGUCGCGCAUGACGACCGUGGCUGAGACAACGGACUCGGACCUCGUAGCAAAAGAUGCGAGUGCGGGAAUAAAAAGAGGAAACACGAUGGGCGAUGGCAAACAUAUGGCAAAGUUGAGGCUAUGCUAUGCAGACUAGACAGGCUUAAAGUAGGUCGCUCCAGAUUUCCGAGUGGAGCCGUUUGCGGUAGCGGCUGACACGAGGAGCUAAUGGUGGAACGUGGUGAAGUCAAAGACGUUGUUGACAGAAGCUCGAAGCAGCAGAGACUAUGCAGGAUAGACGGCAAGGCGUGCAGUCGAGCAGGGGAUGAAAGGGAUAGACACCAAAGAGGAUGCGCGGCAAUAAAGAUGCAACUGAU
Messenger RNA from Alternaria alternata, 480 nucleotides. RefSeq lists its product as hypothetical. Bases 45 to 260 code for a protein of 71 amino acids. The transcript has a single exon. Lineage: Eukaryota; Fungi; Ascomycota; Dothideomycetes; Pleosporales; Pleosporaceae. The record is from RefSeq and is a predicted model, not a curated record.